AUGGAAUUAACGUUAUAUCUGUUAGCGCUGCACGUCCUAUCCGUUCUACAGCCGGCGUAUGGAUGGACGUUUGUCUGGCGCAAUGCAUCGAAUGACUCCUUCGUCGAACAUGACCAGCAACCCAAAUCUUGUACACAGAUAAAUAAUGCACAGGGUGAGCUGUUCGAGUGGGACUCUGAGGAAGGUCCCUUUGCUAUCUCGCUGUAUUCAAAUACAGAUUGCUCCGGCCCUCCGGGGGGCUAUGCGACGCACAUCUUCAACAAGAAUGCUAGCAAGCCGAUCCUUUCAUUCAAGGUCGAUUCCACAGCCACAACCACUACAUCCACUUCCUCAACGAGGACCACGUCUACCUCUGCGUCCAGUGCCUCGGCAGCUACUCAAACACCCACAAAUAACACCGCUGCUGCUUCUGCUUCUGCCUCCUCGUCUAGUUCGGGGCUAUCCAGUGGUGCAAUCGCGGGUAUUGUCAUCGGCGUGGUUGCGGGCGUUGCUAUAAUUGGGGGGCUGUUAUUCUUCAUGGGUCGAAGAAAGCGCCAAAGGGCGCCACCUGUUGCGGGCCCAAGCAUGGCAUACACGGACCCUUCCUAUGGGUCUCCAUCAUCGUAUACUACGCCCGCAUCAUUGGGCUCUGGAUUGACUGCCGUAACGGCACAAAAGGCGGCACCGACCCGUUCUGCACCGGGAUCCGCAACAGGUCCCGUCCGGUUGGUCGAGCUCCAGGGUGAUACUACGGCUGCUGAGCUGAGCAAUACUCAUGUUGUGACAGAGCUGGAAAGCCCUGUCACCGUCAAGGGUCCGAAUUGA
Molecule: messenger RNA, 804 nt
Organism: Penicillium canariense
Lineage: Eukaryota; Fungi; Ascomycota; Eurotiomycetes; Eurotiales; Aspergillaceae
Product: EGFR-like transmembrane domain-containing protein
Exons: 1
Coding region: 1-804 (267 amino acids)
Source: RefSeq, a predicted model, not a curated record